Dendronephthya gigantea is the source of this 3917-nucleotide messenger RNA. RefSeq lists its product as uncharacterized. The transcript has 11 exons. The record is from RefSeq and is a predicted model, not a curated record. NCBI's taxonomy places the organism in Eukaryota, Metazoa, Cnidaria, Anthozoa, Malacalcyonacea, Nephtheidae. Bases 222 to 3182 code for a protein of 986 amino acids.
CUCAAACAACCAACAUUACCAACCUCUAUAGUAGAUACACUUGAAUUGGGGAUUUUGAAAGUGUCUUUUUAGGUAAAUAGACGGGCUUUUGGGGACAUGGAUAGUCCUGUUUCGUAUUUCCUUCCUCGUAAAAUGGUAUAGUAAACCUUAAAGGAAAGCUAGCUGAAUACUUGGUCGUAAAUGUAAUGUAAAAGACGUGUUAUUAAAUUAGUUGGCUCAUAAUGGAGAGCAAUGCAGCUGCGGCUAAAACAAAAACUAAAUUAAAAGGAAAUAAGAAGGAGGAAAAGGACAAGAAUCCAAAAGGAAAGGCGCCUAAAGGAAAAGGUAAAGACGUUGUACUGAAUCAUGCUAAAUUUGAGGGACCAGGGCUGAGUUACAAGGCUAAAUUAUUCGGCUUUGUUGAAGUGCCUGGCCCAAGAGGUGAUCAUUCAUCUAUUCAAGCUAUUCAAAAGCUCAAGCAACAUGCCAAGCAGUUGAAAAAAGGUGCAAAUGAGCAUAAGCUUAAGAUAACAUUUAAUAUAACUCUGCAAGGAGUAAGACUGUACAACGAAAAAACACAGACAAUUGAACAUGAGCACCCAAUCCACAAGAUAUCAUUUAUAUCUCAUGACCCUGAAGACCGUCAUGUAUUUGGAUAUAUCUACAGUCCACCUCGAACUGCAGCAAAUGAGGCCAGGAAAUAUUACCUGUAUGCAAUUAAAUCCGAUAAGUCUGCUGAUGUGAUAACUGUUCAACUCUAUGAGCUCUUUCAAGUUGUGUAUAAGAUGCAGGAGAACAAAAAAAUUCAGGGUAAAGAUAGUUCACACAAAAGACAACAUCAACCUCUGGAACCAUUGCAAAAUAAAAUGUUACUUGAAAUGUCGAACAAAAUUGGUGGGGAUCAACAGCAGUAUUCACCAGAUGAACAUUUAUAUGCGGAACCGACUUUUCUCAAGUCCACCCCUUCAGGACCUGCAUCGUCAGACUUCACUAUUCCAUCCGAUCAACCUGCUUUGGCAUCAAGUGGCACUGGAAGUAAUAAAUAUCAGGUUCCACGUCGGGAUGAGGAGAUAAGUGAAAGAGAAAAGGAAGACAUCGCCACUGCUAUUGCAUUAUCCUUAAGUAUGGAAGGAAAUUCUCAGGCUUCUGGAGACAAGCCGUUUACACCUACAACAAAUGAUUCUAGUUUUGAAGCUGUCUUUGAUCCGACCAUGUCAGUUACCACCGAGGAAAUCCCAAAUCAAAACGCAUUUCAUGCUGAGUUUCCCCCAUUUGAAAAUGGGUUUACAAGUUCUCAGGCUUUUCAUCGAGCUUCUGAAUCUUCUAACGAUUCGGAGAAAUUUAACAAACCUGUUUCUGACGAAAUACCGAUGUCGACGUUGAACCAACUUGCCAUUAAUGCUGCUGGUGAUAUUUCUGUGAAUACUGAAGUCAAGACCGAAUUCGAAACAAACUUUGAAAUUAAGACUGCGAGCGAUGACGAGGAAGAGUUUCCCUCUUCACAAGCACAACCCAAUGAUUUCACCAUAGAUACCUCGAAAACGGAGGAUGAGAAUUUUAAUUCGGCAAAAGUAGAGCUUGAAUCUGGUGAGAAAGAUGCUCAAGAGGUGUCUCUUGUCAAUACAGGCGCAAGUGACCUUACAUCGUUUGAAAGCGAAUUUAAAAUCGAAAAGCAAACUGACGGUGAGGAAAGCGUUAAGGCUGAAACUUCCACUACCACUGAUAGAAAUAUAUUUGCCACCCAAGCGUCAUUUGAGGUGAACUUUGAGACUGAGAAUGAAGAUUUUGAAACUUCCAAACAAAAUGAGAAAGACACGUUCACAUUUGAUGCUCCUGCAGACGCAUUUCCCAAUGAGGAUCCGUUUGCAAGUACCGCUGGUACAAGUGAAUUUGAUCAAUCAGCAUUUAACGCAUUCACCGAGGAUGAUCCAUUCUCUCCUAAAUGUGCCACGAAAAUUGAUACAAAAGCUGAUCCUUUUGCUGAAAUUGAUAAUCCUUUUACUGCGGAUUUUAGUGAUAUCAGCAAUACAAACGAUUUCGAGUUUAAGAUAGAAGACGUUUCUAACGAAUCAAACAGUGAAAAUGAUCAAAGCAGUAAUAGAGAAGAUGAUUUAUUUGAAGAGAUUUUUGAGGCUAAAAUGGAGGGACAGUUUGAGAAUGAAAACUCUGAUAAAGGAGAAGAUGAAAAGGAGAAACUAGAUAGCAUUCCGACGACGAAUCAGGUCGAUCUUGAAAAAUCAGGCGGCGACGCAAAUGUAGAACUGGAAGAUAAAGAGAAGGAAGUUGUUGAAACACUCGAGGAAAAUGAAAACCUAACGACGCUGCCAAAUGAAAACACAACUGAAACUGUUCAAGAGGCAGACAAUUCUUUCAUUACAGACAGUGAACAUCUGGAAGACCAAAAUGAAGUUGAACAAACUGGUGAUGGUAUGGACGUAAACGUUAGCGAAGAAAACGCUUUCGAUUUUUCAUCAAAUGAUGUGUAUGUUACGUUGAAGACUGCUGCCCAGCAUAAUAAUAGAGCGCAAUCACCAAAUGAGUUCUCACCACCACCAUUACCACCACGACCUAUUAUUUCUGUGGAACCUAUUGAUACCAUAACUGCUCCUAAAAUUCCACCAGCUCUUCCACCAAGGCCUUCUAUGAACGCACAAUCGGUUGCUGAAACAAUCUCACGUAAACCGCCAGAACUUCCGCCGCGACUAGACCUGGAAGAAAACGGUUUGGUUGAAAACCUGUUUGUGGAUACCAUGCAAGAAACGAGUACGGAAGCAUUUUCGAGCUUACCAGAGAAUGAUGGGAAAUCAUUCGACGACGCUGGAUCACCGGUGUUUCAAGCUAACUUUGACACUUUUGAUUUUGAUAAUAUCGAGAGUACCUCUCCCGUUGAAACUGUGGUAACCCCCAAGGCAUCUGGGUUUGAUCAUAGUGAUCCAUUCAAAGAUCCCUUUGCAGGGUCGGAUCCAUUUCAAACACCUAUCGCAGGCGAUCCGUUUACUUCACCGACAUCUUUCAAUCGAGGUGUUCAACCAGGCAGUGAUGAUUUUGAUCCGUUUUCAGGUCAUGAUCCGUUCGCCAUGACACCAGCAUUCGAUGCUCAAGCAUCGUUUAGUUCACCUUUUAAUGCCAAUUCAUCUUCGAGUGAUGAAAAAAAAGAUGACGAAAAAAACAAGUUUGAUGAUUUCUCGACAUCAUUUACUUGAGGAAUAACAUGUAUAGAAUUGUUAAAGUGUCGAACAGAAUCAAAUAAAUUGAGAAGGUGCUUCGAUUCGCACUUGCUGUUGUUGGCCAGACAAAAAAUUAAGAAAUUACUCAGUGAACGAAUUUUACUAUUUGCAUCGCUCAACGAUUUCUACUAGGAUCAACCAAUGGAUUUUCCCACUGCAUGUGUAAAAAAAGACAAUAUUUUUAUUUAGAAAUAUGGUAUCUCAAACCGAUAUUGUACAAAAGAAACAUUAGAAGUAUAACUCACAAUCAGACCCAAUGUCCUCGUUUUAAUAUUCGUUUAUUUAGGAGACAGAUAAAGAUCUUUUCCUUUUUUCCUGGACGAAAUUGUUUCUUCAGAAUCUUAGGCCCAAUUUUUCUGGGCUCAACGUAAUUUCCAACCUUACUAAACACAAAGCAUUAGUGUUUGACACAAAAACGAGGCCAUUGUCAUUGACAUAAUGACAUUGUGUUAGUUGUAAAAGGUAAAGUCUAUUUACUCGGAGUGUUCCAUCGGAAAGAGGUCUUAUUCUAUUGGAAAACACUGGCCAUAUAUUCUAUAGGAAGUACUGACCAUUACCCCUCAUCUCCUAUACGUCUUGAUGAUUUAAUGAAUAAUUUUAGAAUUUCUUACCUGUAAAGAACAACAUUAUACACUGUACAAAUUAGAAUUUAGACCACGUGUGCUUAUUUUGCACCCAAUCGGGCCAAUUCUGUCAAAGGUUUACGAAAGU